This is a messenger RNA of Pyricularia oryzae 70-15, 2660 nucleotides long. RefSeq names its product peptidase. Lineage: Eukaryota; Fungi; Ascomycota; Sordariomycetes; Magnaporthales; Pyriculariaceae. The transcript has a single exon. The record is from RefSeq and is a predicted model, not a curated record. Bases 209 to 2518 code for a protein of 769 amino acids. Gene Ontology annotation, biological process: proteolysis. Gene Ontology annotation, molecular function: serine-type peptidase activity.
UUGGGGUCAAAAGCAUGAUUGCCCGCCGGGGCAUGUUUAUAAGCAGUUGAUAACUAGAGCAGCCCAGCACGGAAGCAUCUUGCGAGGUAGUUUGGUUUUUGUAGAUAAGAGCUUAAUGUCUGCUUCUGGGGCUGCCAGGACCCGUGCUGGGUGAUCAGUUACAAUCCAACAAUUGUAGGACGCAUGCGGCAUCCGCAUCACCACAGCCAUGAAGAUAUUAUCGGCUCUCCCAGGAGCUGCGCUUCUCUUAGCUACGAAGUCGACGGUCACGGUCGCAGCAGCCAAACCCGACCUCGACAGGUCUGUCUCGUUGCGGGCCGACUGGAUGUAUUUGACGCGCGACAUUGCUGACCCAGCCCAAUGGUCGCACGGCGGAAAGCGCUUGCAUUACCGCAAGACCAUCGACGACGGCUUUGCAUUCGUCGAGGUCUUUUCCGAUUCUCUCAGGCGCCGCGACCCCUUUGAUGCUAUCAAGCUUGCCAGCGCCUUAACCGAGGCGACUGGAACUACCCACGAGGCACUAAAGCCAGCGUUCCAGACCUUUACCUAUGGCUCCGACAAUGACGACAGCACCAUACUGGUGUCCGUCGGAGGGUCAAACUGGAUGUGCACCAUUGGGGAAGGAGGAGGGGCAGAAUCGUAUCGGUGCAGCCAACCACCCUCGCGGCCUGGAAACCGACCUCGUGGUUUCGGCGUCGUGCGUGAUCUCAAGGUGCCCGCCAACAAUCCUCCACGCAUUUCUCCCAACGGUCUCUGGGAAGCGUUUGUGCAACAAGACAAUGUCGUGCUGCGCGCCGCUGGUAGCACUGGCACUCCCACCCGCCUCAGCAACGACGGCACUGCAGAUGACUUUUACGACCCUGAGACGAUUGUCUGGUCACCCGACUCGAAAAAGCUCGUCGUCUAUCGUGUUAGACCUGGCUUCGCCCGGGAGGUUGUCCGCGUCGAAGCAGCACCGACUUUACAGAAGCAGCCCAAAGUGCACACUCAGCUCUACCCCAAGCCGGGCGACGACAUUGACCAGGAACAGCCGGUGCUUUUCCAUGUAGGCGAGCAGCUUGGGAGCAUUGAGAUCGAGUCCAAGCUGUUCCCUACACCGUGGCAACUCUCGUGGCCCGUCUGGCGCCGGGACAGUUCCGAGUUUGUGUUUGAUUACCAGCAGCGUGGCCACUCCCAGGCACGCGUGAUUGCUGUGGACGGCGUGACCGGCACACCCAGGGCAAUUGUGACCGAGGAUGCUGACACCUUUGUCUACGCCGACCGUCGCUAUCGCUACGAUAUUGGCGAUGGUAGCCAAGAGAUGCUCUGGAUCUCGGAGCGCGAUGGCUGGCGCCACCUAUAUCUCGUCAGCACUCCCGAUGGGACCAUGGAACAGAUCACCAAGGGCGACUGGCUGGUGCGCGACGUGCUUGGGGUUGAUCAGGUAAAGCGCCUCAUUUGGUUCUCUGCCAACGGCAUCGAUGCAGACGAGGGCAGGGAUCCGUACUUCAAGCACGUCUUCCGGGUGAGCUUCAACGGCUCAGACCUAACGCGUCUCACCAAAGUCGAUGCCUCUCACGAAGUCGUAUUCUCGCCAGACAUGUCACUCUACGUCGACACAUACUCCCGCGUUAAUCUUGCCACCAUCUCGGAACUGCAUCGUGCCGAUGGGUCUCUGGUAGAGGUUCUGGAGACGGGUGACAUUUCCCGGCUGUCGGCUGCCGGCUUCCGGGCCCCAGAGGUCUUUGUCGCCAAGGGGCGUGAUAACAUGACCGACAUUUGGGGCCUGAUAGUACGCCCUCAUGACUACGACCCGAGCAGGGCCUACCCCGUCAUCGAGAACAUCUACGCCGGCCCGCAUGACAGCUUCGUCCCCAAGACAUUCUGGCCCUUUGGUUACCACUCUGGAGGUGAUAAGGUCAUUGGCAUGCAGGCGCAGGCCGACCUCGGCUUUAUCGUUGUUCAGAUGGACGGCAUGGGUACAGCCAACCGCGACAAGGCCUUCCACGACGUCGCUUGGAAGAACCUUGCCGACUCGGGCUUCCCGGACCGCAUCCUUUGGCAUCGCGCCGUGGCUGCGCAGGACCCUAGCUACAACCUCAGUGGCGGCGUCGGCAUUUACGGCGCCUCCGCAGGCGGGCAGAGCUCUCUCAAUGCGCUGCUCUUCCACGGCGACUUUUACCGCUUUGCCGUCGCCUACGCUGGCUGCUACGACAACCGCAUGGACAAGAUUAGCUGGAACGAGCAGUGGCUCGGGUGGCCAGUCGACGAGAGCUACGCUGCGGCGUCGGGCGUCGACCACGCUGGGAAGCUCCAAGGUCAGAUCCUGCUUAUUAGUGGCGAGCAGGAUUCCAACGUGGACCCGGCUUCGACCAUGCAGGUUGUCGAUGCGCUUGUGAGAGAGGAUAAGAACUUUGAGCUAAUUCUUAUUCCGGGGGGUGAGCAUACCGUUGGUCGCUCGACAGAGCCAAUUGGUUACGUACAGCGGAGACAGUUUGAAUUUUUCGUACGUAAAAUGCUAGGCGAGACGUCCAGGUAGCUGGUGUAGUACGUGUCAAUAGUUGCGGCGCUUAAUCUUUUUAAAUUAAAUUAAGAUUAGCGGGAUCGCCGAUUAGCUCCUGACUAGCGUGUACUCUGGAACCAAACUCGGUUUUAAUUUAAAGUCGCAAAUUUUCUGCCUG